ACAACGGCGUUGCAUUUACGCCGCCGACUCAGCCUAAAGAAAUCUAACUUUGUACAUGAUAUCUAUAGCGUAGUCGAGCGUUCUUUGAUCAAUCACCUCCAAUAUGGCGCCUGCAUCCUCGUAUCAAGUCUACGGGCUCAUCCGCAGAAUGCGUGGUCUACGUAUAUCUAAUUUAGUUCAUGUGCUACUCUAGUAGCGUCACGUGACAGUCACUGUGACAGCGAGUUGAUUGCUGUAGUUAGCCGGAGCUGUUUGCAGCUCGUCACACUAAAAGAGGAGCUUGGAUUAACAGACUGUCAUGCCCCCUAUACUUGUGUUCCUCCUGGCAGCAUGGUCGCUCUGUUGGAAGGUCACAGCGGAGAAGAAACUGCAGUACGUAACCGUGUUGUUUCGACAUGGUGACAGAUCACCAGUAAAAGCCUAUCCCACUGACCCACACCAAGAGAGUGCCUGGCCUCAAGGCUUCGGGCAACUAUCGCAGGAGGGUAUGCGACAACAUUUGGAGCUUGGCCAGUUUCUGCGGAAGCGUUAUGAUGGCUUUCUUAAUGAAAGCUAUGUCCGACAUGAGAUAUCAGUUCGCAGCACGGACUACGACCGCACUCUGAUGAGCGCCGAGGCCAACCUUGCAGGUCUUUACCCCCCCAAUGGUGAGCAGGUCUUCUCACCAAACAUAAAGUGGCAGCCCAUCCCUGUGCACACAGUUCCACAAAGUGAAGAGAGGCUGCUGUCCUUUCCUCGGAGAGAUUGCCCUCGCUAUGAAGUGCUUAUGAAUGAGACUGAACAAACAGAAGAAUUCCUUAACAUCACAGCUGAUAACCAGGACAUUAUUGAGCUGGUGAGAAAUAAAACUGGACUGAAAACGACGACUGUGGAUUCAGUUUGGAGUGUGUACGACACACUCUUCUGUGAGUCACGUCAUAACAAGUCAGCUCCUGAUUGGGUAACCCCUACUGUCUGGGCAAAGCUGCACUUGCUGAAAGAUUUUGGAUUUAGGGUUUUAUUUGGGGUCUACAAACAGCACGAGAAGAGUCGACUGCAGGGAGGGAUCUUACUGGGUGAAAUAGUGAAGAAUAUUACUCAAGUGGCAGGAUCCAAGGAAAAGCAACAUCUGAAAAUGAUGAUGCUCUCUGCGCACGACACCACUGUAGCAGCCCUACAGGUCAGCUUGAAUGUCUUCAAUGGCAAACAACCACCGUAUGCCUCCUGUCACAUGAUUGAGGUGUAUUCGGAUGAAAACGGGUCUCUGUCAGUGUCCAUGUUUUACCGGAAUGACACUUCGGUUGAGCCUUAUUCCCUUCAGUUGCCAGGCUGCUCUCUCGACUGCCCCCUAAAGGAGUUUGUGAAAAUUACAAAGCUUUCUAUUUCUGAGGACAGAGACAAGGAGUGUCAGUUGCCUUCGAUUGAGAGUAAUAAAGAGGUGAUCAUCACUCUGGCAGUGGCGGGCUGCCUGUUGCUGGUCCUCAUAGUUAUCCUCUUUGUGUCCAUUGUUCGCCACAAGGAGCCACUGAGCAGCCGCGGAUAUCGGCAGAUCAUCAACCAAGGGAUGCCAGAGGAAUCCUGACAGAAGUGCAAGGUCCUUCAUUGCAAACAAAUGAGCUCAUCAUCAUGGGACAGCAAUGAUGAUGAUGAUCUUUGACCGCUCUUCUGGGAUGUCGCCAAGAAUGAUUUUAUUUUUUUUUAAACUCGCUGGUGUUUUCCUGAGUACCAAGUUUGAGGUUAAAAAAGCUUUUACAAAUGUCUCUUACAGCUGUCAUAAUGACAAAUAAAUGGAUUGAUCUGGACAUAUUUUUACUCUUUAAUACUGUUUUUUGCCUGUGCUCUUCUGAUUUGAGUAUGUUGAAAGGAUUAAAAUGUGGAGCAAUUGUGUGAAUGAAAGUCAAGAAUGUUUACUGUGAGGAUUUUCUAUCUCAUGCGGGUAAAUUUCUUAUUUGCAAUUGUCUUCAUUGCUUGAAUUUUGAAAAUUGUCUUUGCGUCAAGACCACGCGACCAUUUAUGCCUUAAAUAAUUAGGGAUUUUUUUUCUGAUGUGGAUUGUGAAUUGUCGUGUUCUUAUAGUUUGAUCUUCGCUAAAAUAAAAAUGCAUUCGGCAAACAAGUGCGACUACGAUUGUUUAUAAGAUGUGCGUUAACAGUUUUUAUAUAAAUUACCGGUACAUGCAGACAGUCUUUCAUUUCAAUUGUGUGAUAAAAUUUAAAAAUAUCCACCUCUUCAAAUGGUUUAUUGUUGAUUUGUAUCAGCAUCCGUUUUAAACUGCCAAGUAACUUUUGCAACACUGGAAAAUAUUUCAUGUAAACAUCAAUGAUUUUGUUUGCUGCAAUCAGAUUUGUCAUGUUCUACUUGAAAUUACUGAAUGCUUAAAACUCGUGUCAAUGGGAAACACUGUGGAAACACUUGUGUGUCAGCCUCGUUCUGAUGUAUACUUUGUUUUAAUGCAGAAAUAUUAAAUAAUCACUGGGAACUUUGGUGCUAUGCAUGUUUUUUUGGAUGCUCCUUUAAAUGGAGAUGGUGCAGGGCAGUCUCAAAGUAUUCACAGCACUUGUUUUUCCUGUUUGUGCUGUGUUCCAAAUUUUUUUUCUUCAAAUCUUUACACUGACAUUUUUUUUUUCUGAUGGGGACUUUUUCAUAUGUAUUGAAAAACGAAUAACUUGUAUAAAAGUAUUUGCCACAAGGCUCAAAACUGAGCUCAAAUGCAUCGUUUCCACUGAUCCUGGAGAGGUUCCUAUAGCUUAAUUGGUGUCCACCUUUGGUAAUUCAUUUUAUUUGACAUGAAUUGGAAAGGCACAUGGUCGCAGGACAACUGUGAUUGUCAAACACUUUGAAAUCUUUCUGGGUUCACUGUAAAUUGAACCCCUGCAAAACAACCAUGAAAGUGGUUUGGAUGAUUUACAAAAAAAUAAAAAUUAAAAAAUGAAUGUGAAGCAGUGUUUAUAAUAAACGACCUUUAUCUCUGAAACAGUGCAGUAAGCCUUUAUUCAAACAUAGUGCUUAUUUUAAUGACAUUUGUGAUUUGUCUGUCACAUAACAGUUUACAUUCAGUAUGGUCCUGGUUCAAUGACAACUUACGUCAAGGGAUUGCAUCUCAAACAUGAUAAACCUGUUAAAUGAUGAUGCAAAGCCUUUUACUGCACACUGGUAUGUCAAUAAAUGGAAAGAACUUUCUUAAAUGAUAUUUCAAGAAAUAAACUUCAAGAACAUGGUGGCAGCAGUGUCUAUCUAUCAAAGCUUGUUUGGAAUGGAGAGUUAGUUUGAACUCCACCAGUUUGGGGACCCAUAUUUGCCACUUUUGAAUUUUGUAGCUACCUUUCGAUCCUCCAUAAAGAAAAAUGAGGGAGAUCUUUAAACUGCAUACAAGCUAAAAAGAUGUCUCUUGUAUGUAGCUCCCAUUAUUUUUUUUUUAAUGGAAAUAAUAAACCAAGAAAUAAUCUCACUCUCAUUGGUUGCUGUUUGGCAGGUUGAGGGCCGUUUCGAUUUAACCCACAACUUUUAGUUUGUUAACUUUCUUUGGGGAUAUAGGUGAGACACUCUAAAUAAAGAAAUCAAUUCGAGACAAUGUGUAAACUACGAAAAAGUACAAACUCGUUAAAUCAGUAAAGCUGGUGAUUAAAAAAAAAA
Messenger RNA from Corythoichthys intestinalis (scribbled pipefish), 3611 nucleotides. RefSeq names its product acid phosphatase 2, lysosomal (gene acp2). Lineage: Eukaryota; Metazoa; Chordata; Actinopteri; Syngnathiformes; Syngnathidae. The transcript has 13 exons. Bases 299 to 1561 code for a protein of 420 amino acids. Gene Ontology annotation, biological process: lysosome organization; dephosphorylation. Gene Ontology annotation, cellular component: lysosome. The record is from RefSeq and is a predicted model, not a curated record. Gene Ontology annotation, molecular function: acid phosphatase activity.